Messenger RNA from Cloeon dipterum, 1646 nucleotides. RefSeq lists its product as uncharacterized. The record is from RefSeq and is a predicted model, not a curated record. The transcript is spliced from 4 exons. Bases 1 to 1161 code for a protein of 386 amino acids. Lineage: Eukaryota; Metazoa; Arthropoda; Insecta; Ephemeroptera; Baetidae.
AUGGAGAAGAGCAGGAAAGGUUUAAGGUACGAGGAGAUAAAAAGGAUGUUGAAUUUGCCCGAGUUCAAAGGAGUCAGGGCAGCUGAAUUGAAAAGCCUGAAAUCUUUUGCACUUACUCUACCACCAUUGGAAUCAAGUCUCACGGAAUGCAACUUGGACAGUUGGGAGCACGAAUAUGGAUGCGACAAGAAGAACACUGGAGGUCACGAAGGUGAUUUCUCAGCUGCCAGUGGGGACCACAGCAUCAUCUCAGAGAAGCUCACAAGAGAAGAACGCGUGGGUAAAUGGAGCCAGGCUGAUGGGAGCUCCCGUUUAAACGAACCCACUUCUCCCCAUUCUGAGCCCAUCGCAACUGUACCUGAUCUUUUGAGCGGAUACAAUGAGUACCUACGAGAGUUCCUGUAUAGAUCCAGCAACACCAGUGGCGUGCUAAGGACAACAGGGCAAGGCACGGUGUCUUUGAAUUUUGGAAUGAUGCAAGUUGAUGUGACCACCAACGGUGCCAUCCGCAUCGUCAACCCAAAGACACAUAUUGCUAUGGCCGUCAACGGUGAUUGUACAGCCACUGCUGUGAUGCAUCCAAUGGGCCGGCUUCACCACGAUGCUCAGACGGUCCUUCUAUUAGCCUGGGACUUGAAAAACCAUCAGCACAAACAUGCCAAGUUAUUGCCAAACAAAUCUGCGUUCAAGUCAAACGACAUGAGCUUCUCUUACGUGAUGGAUUCUGCUGGCACUCGCACAUCCAUGAGCAAGCUACCCACGAUUUCAAUGAACGACAUUUCUCUGCCUGUUUUCUACAACAACUCGCCACAUGGUACAAAAUUCAAGGCUGCAGCUGAGGCGAUGGCCAAUUCUGCUAUCAAGUACACCGACGGAAUGGGAUACAGUGUUUGGAAGAUGGGCAGUGUCAUCAUCAAGCACCGCAAUGGAGAGCUGAAAGUCUCAAGACCCCCUUCGGUGCACAUGAGGACAUCAGCUUUGACUGGCUGCCUUGGAAUCUCCACUGAUGAAGUGCACUGCACAGCCACUCAGGGAGAGCAGUGCCACAUGUUUGCCCGCUAUGGAGUCAACAAGAUGCACACUGAUGGAUUGAAAUUCAAGAUCAAAACCGAGGGUCAGACCGCUGGAUUUGAUGAUGAAAACCGUAUCACUUUGUUCUAAAUAACUAUGCUGAAUGCAUGGUUAUUUAAUAUUGUACUGAUAUGAAAUGGAUACUAGGAAUUGUAAUGAUUUAAUCAAGAUAGAAUGACAGCAAUACGUGAAUGUACCUCUCAUGUAGAUCUCACUAAAGUUUUUGUUGGCGGACUAGCAAUUUGAUGUUGCAGUGUUUAAUUACAUAAGUUGGGUUAUGAAGUAUGCACACUCUUGGGAUUCCAUUCUCAAGAAGGAUCUCAGCAAACUGGAACAAGGAAUCAUGUUUUUUAUGUUUUUAAAAUUUUGAAUGUACAAUGCAGUUGUACCUUAGCGGCUUGUGAUACAUCUGUGCCUACAAUUAUCGUGAUUUUGCCCUUGAAAUUGCUUACUGGCGCUAAUUCUGGCUCGCUUUCACCAUCUACGAAUGGAAUGUUGACGCUUUUGAGGAAAGACACCUUGGCAAAUCUGAAAUAAAACAUAUUAUCACAUGUCACAUUCAUUAACGCAAACAA